Messenger RNA from Lymnaea stagnalis (great pond snail), 8038 nucleotides. NCBI's taxonomy places the organism in Eukaryota, Metazoa, Mollusca, Gastropoda, Lymnaeidae. The record is from the annotation of a GenBank genome assembly.
GUUCAACUUUAAUUUUGUGUUCUUUCUUUAUGUUCCACAUUUGAGGAAUUCCCAUUAUUAAAUAACAAUUCCUUGAAAACAUAUCUUUGCAAGGACAUUGCUUUCAUGUCUAAUCGUAUUUAAACGGUAAGCUAAAUUAUUCGUACUAUUGAAUUAGAUUUUUUUUAAAAUACAUUUUAAAUAUAAAAUGAUCAGUUUAUCUCUUAGAAAGAAUGCUGUUUUUAAUUCCAAUUUAAACCUAUAGCAAUAAUUUAAUAUUCAUCAGCUCAUACUGUGUUUAUGUUUCGAUAGGUCUGUAUUGUUGUAACAUCUGAAUAUGUUUAAAUCAUGGGCCUCUUUGAGUUAAAUAGUAAAAAAAAAAUUGAUCUCCUUAACGAUAUUUUAACUUGUGUGACUUAAAUGUUUUCAUGAACGCAGUAUUGGGUCAAAAGUUAUUUCUUUUUUUUUUUGUGUACCCAUUGACUGGACUUUUUUAAGGCAAUCAGUCCCAGGCUCUACACACUGGUAAUCAAUUAAUGUUUGACAACUGUGACAAUAAUCUAUCAAGCUGAAUUAAACCAGUCUUUAGAUAAAGUUGUUUUCUAAGACACACUUUAGAUUGUGACAAAACACCCCAUAGAAUAUGUGUUUCUCAUUACACAUUGUGGGGAUUCAUUGACGCAUUGUUAUUUCCAUUCAUCGUGAACUUCCAUGCCAUACCGAAUCAAUUUGAAAUCAUGCAUUUGAGUGAAUUGCACUUUGAAUUCAUACAUAUAUGUCAUUUACACCUUUUUUUUUUUAAAGUUGCGUUUAUUUCUUCGAUGUACAUCGCUCUGCUAAUAACAUUUGUUUCAUUUAAAAUGAAAGGAAACCUACAUUGUUUUCAUACUUUUAAAGAAAAUAUAUAAAUGCUUUAAAUAUAUGAUUUAAAAAAUGUGGUAAGGAAUAUCAUCAUCCUAGUAAUAGUUUCAGCUCUCUGCAUGAGGUCAAUAACAUUUACAUACAACGUUAACAAAUUCACUGCCUGCUUUCAAAUAAAUAUAGAUUUGAUUUUUUUUUUAAUUAUUAUUAAAUCCAAAAGGAUUAUGCACAUAUGGCAUAUAAAUCUUAAAUUUAAAAAAAAAUUGUUUUCUAUCACCAGCAAAAAAAUCGACCUUCCACGGGAUAUUUGUCAAGUUCUCGAAAUGUCGCAACAGCUACCAGAACUCCAACGACAGGAAACAACUGAAACUUAUCAAAGCCUUGACCUCGAGAGUGUCAUCGAUAAACAAAUUCUAUCAAUAACAGAAAUUCUAACGUUCACGCUUCAUAUAUUAUGAUUAAGGUACACUAAGUGUACACGGCCAUCAUGGUGUACACAGCCACGCCAUUAUCAAUUGUGCGAUAUUGGUUAAAGAGCAGAGGGAAUCACAAUUCCUACCGAAGGGAGGAUUUAUUUCGAGAAUUAGAAAGAAAACAGACCGGAAGAAAGACACAUGUGAGUUAGAUCUGACAAAUUGAGACAAGGAAACACAUCUUGAACACCCUUGAGCCUCAGUUUGUUAUAAAACACUUGCUUUGCCUGUUUUAACUGGUGGAACAUCAACUUAAUUUUUUUUUAAAGGCAAUUUGACAAUAACUUUGGAAGUAAUGCUAACUGGUGAAAGCAGCUCAUUAAAUAAGAUGCACGCGUAAUAUUUAGCAAGUGUUAAAUUGUAUAUGACUUUAAAUUUACCAUCAAGUUUUCUGUUUACAGAAAUAUAUAUUUAAUCUUCGCUACAUUGUUCAAAAAAGACUUCAACUAGAAACUCGAUGUAAACAAACCGAUUUAUCAUAACACACCUUCAAAAUCACAUAAUUUAUAAAUAGAGAAACGCGUUUGCAGUAAAAGAUUUCAUAAAAGAGCUUUAGAAAAAUUAUAUCAACAUACCGUAGGUAAACCUCAUGUCACCAUCAGCGAUUUGAAAUGCGCGCAGAUGAAUUUCAUCGCAUUGCUACGUUUAACAACUAUCCGAAGGCUUCGAACAAAUCUGCACUUAUUUUAGCGGAGAACGGUUUCAAGUUCAUCGGAGGUGGCACCGACGGAGAUGACCGCGUCGAGUGCGUCUUUUGCCGGUGCAGAGUGAGUGAUUGGCAGGAGGGAGACGUCGUCCACGAUGUCCACAAACGAAAAUCUCCAACAUGCUGCAUGGUGACAUUUUGGGAAAACGGAGGCAUUGACAGUGCAAGGCGCAAGGAUUUCCCUUGUGUUGCUCAAGAGUUGUUCGACCGCAUCAAGAGAAUAAAUGAUGAUGUGGUUAUUUCUCAAGCGGGAGGUCUCCUUGAAGGUGUUCGAAAGAGUGGACCGCAAAGUAGCGUUCAGUCCCGUGCAUUACGUGAUGUCGUCAGUAAUGGAGUGCCCAUUCCUGGGUUGGUCGUGGAAAAACCAAAAUAUCCGGACUUUAAAAGAAAGAACAUGAGGAUCGAGAGUUUCGCAAACUGGCCAAAGACCUACCAGCAAAAUCCGGAACUACUUUCGGACGCGGGAUUGUUUUACGAAGGUAAGUGACACAAGUAGGCGUGCUUUUUUGUUACUACGUAUAGACUUAAUAGGCAAUAGAUGCUCUAUAUCUUUCAUUAGUUAUGUGGUCAGUGCUAUGGAAAAUAAUUAAAACUACUCAUAGCCCGCCAAACAUUGGCGACAGUAAUGCAUGAACUUCCCAUCUACUAAAGUUACUUGACAAAACAUGAACUCAAGUAACGCACAUUUAAGAAUCCAAAUUUUCGCUACACCCCUUCGCCCCAUGAUACGUCACUGCACACUUUUUAUUUCACGCCCAUGAACUAUAUUAAUAUUAUAAUGUCCAAACCCUCUUUAAGCCGAAUAUUUAUUACUCCAUAUUUAAAUUGGGACGAUUUUUGUUUUCCGAAACGAAAAUAUUACGCACCAAACGCAGUUGGGUUAUUUAAAAAUAUAUCAUUUAGCGUAGUUAUCGAGAAUUAUAUUUUGCGCGCCAUACGGAAAUGGAGGCAGACACACCGCAUGCGAUUUUUGUAGCGCUCUUUUACGGCUUACGAAAAGAUUUUUUUUUUAAAUACGACCCCCCCCCCUUUUUUUUUUCUCCCCAAGUCCUUAAACUCCCCACAUCCCUUUUUCUAUACACAUACACAUAAACACACAAACUCUUAUACAUAAAUAAUGUUGGACGUGUUUAUGAGAUUUAUGGUUCAAAAGUUUGUAAAAUAGAGUAGCUUGCCCGUGGUUGCCGCCUACUUUCACCAAGUUGGGUUGGUUCCAAAAUCAUGUUUGUUGUUUCUAAACUCGAUUCCACAAAGUUAACUAGAGUUCACUAAAACAGACCCAACAAUUCAGUUUUUAAAGUAAACUUUAUACUUCUACCCUGAACAAUUUCUAUCCUCUCACUUCACGGUGAAGUCAUCCGAUCCGUUCGUCCUCAUAGUCAAACCAUGACAACCCACAAAUGAUAUGAAAGCGGAAAUGAUAUGCACCAACCCGUUAUGCUCUUUUCUCUCCGAAAAUACUAUUUGUUUCCCUCUUCGUGAACGUAUCCCAUAAAGGGCAUAAAGGAUUCCCAUGUUUAUUAUAAUUUAUUUUUUAAAUGAUUAUGUAAUCUCUCUAGAAUUCAUUUAAUAUAUUUUUUUCAAUAAUCCAGAUUGUGGAAAUUUAUUCCGAUGCUUCUCGUGUGGUAAGGGACUGGCGAUAUCGGCGGCAAGUGUGGAUAUCUUGUUGGAACAUGCCAGGCUCUCUCCCAGGUGUCCUUUCAUGUGCUUGAAGAUGGGACAAAAUUUUAUCGAUUUCGCACAGGAAUCAAAGCCAACGGAAUCAUCGGUAAGUUAUUUCAUAGCCCCCAUAAUACUUAUCUCCUAGUGGUGAGAUUAACUACAAUAUAUAUAUAUAUAUAUAUAUAUAUAUUUUGAACGCGGCCCCCCGAUAAAUAAAUAAAUAAAUAAAUAAAUAUAUAUAUAUAUAUUUAUUUAUUUAUUUAUUUAUUUAUUUAUCGGGGGGCCGCGUUCAAUUUGUAUUGUCUGCUGAAGAAGGCGUUUGGCCGAUACGAAAAUUGUGAACGGGUAUCUGUUGAAAUGACCACGGCGCAGUGAAUAAUGCAAUUUUCUGUUGUGGUUGUUGUGGUUGUUGUUGUUGUUUUUGUGUGUGCCCUUUUUCCAUUGGUACAUGUGAAGUUUUGGCUUACUUUGUUUUGACCAGUUGUUUUGAUUGCGUCUGACACAGGUCUCAACAGAUCCAGUCUUUGAGACCAUGGGAGCAACACCGGUGACCAUGGCAAACGGUGAGUACUUAAGUGGAACGAAGUGAGCAAGUGCAAUGGAUUUAAUAAACGAUCUUUGACCAGUGUCCAAGGGGCAGCCGCCCUAAUUGUGCGGGCUUGCAUUGAGGGCGUUCUGGCAGUGACCUCCUAGCUUCAGGUGUGUAAGUCUACUCCAAAGUUAUAGAGAAGAUAUAUAUAUAUAUAUAUAUAUACAAACACAUACAAGAAAUCCAGUGUGUGUGGUAUGUUUGUGAGAGUGAGAGAGAGAGAGAGAGAGGGGGGAGAGGGAGGGAGACAGAAAAGGGAGGGAGACAGAGGGGGUGAUAGAGAACGAAGAGGGAGAGAGUGAGUCAGGGAGAGAUUGAGACAGGGAAAGGGAGAGAGAGAGGGGAGGGAGAGGGGGGAGAGAGAGGAGAAACGCGAGAGGUGAUAGAGAGAGGGUGAGGGAAAUAGAGAGAAGGGCGACAGGAAGAGGUCAACACUCGAAGAAGCAGAGCGAGUUUAUGUGAUCGUUGCAAUUAUUUACCGCACAGUUUCAUAAAUGUCACGUCAUACAUGUCACGUCAUAAAUAUCACGUCAUAAAUGUCAAGUCAUAAAUGUCAAGUCAUAAAUUUCAAGUCAUAAAUGUCAAGUCAUAAAUGUCACGUCAUAAAUGUCAAGUCAUAAAUGUCAAGGCGUGCAGAUGGUCAUUAUCAAAUUUCACGCUUGGGGGAUAAUAAGCGAUACUCAACUUAUUAUCAAUAAAAAUUUCGUUCCAGCCACGCGUAGCGAACUCCUGAUGAGAGACCCUGGUGUUCAAGUGCUUUUAGAGGAGGGCUACCCCGAAAAAGAUAUCCUGAAGAUUGUAACAGAGAUGGACAAUAAAGGUAAACCACCCCAUCUCUCCUCUUAUAUAGCUUUUGCUUCUGGUGUGGCUGCUCCCAUUUCACAACCGGCCCUUCCCCUACUCAACAUGUUUGAUAUUAAUAGCAUUGAAUGGGGGGGGGGGGCUGUCAGGCAGUGAGUGUCAUGCGUGACGGUUGCACUCAGGUAAAAAUGGUUGAGUUUUUUUUUUCUAAAGAGAGUGGAGGAGGGGGGGGCAAUAUUAUAUUAAUAUAUAAAGAGUCACGGGUAUAGUGUAGGAAUGUCUGCAUGACUUUAUGUAGGACAUUGAUUAAAGGUCAUCACGUAGGGUGCAGGACUGUCUGUAGGCCUAUUGUUUAAAAGCUGGCAGGUAGGGUGUAGGACUGUCCGUGGGAAUAGUGUUUAAAGGCCGGCGCGCUAGGGUGUAGGACUGUCUCUAGGACUAUAAUUCAAAUGCGGGCAUAUAUUAUAGAAAAUGAAAAGUUAACUCCUGUUUUUUGUAGCACGUGGCCCCACCAGGGUAUUUUCUCAAAGUACCCGGAUCCAGUGUAAAACAAAACUGCCACCCCCCCCCCCCCCCCCCCGCUAAACAUGUCAUUUUUGUUAUGUAUCGCAAAUUCGGGAAACUGAAAAAGAAAUUAACAGGUGCCUGAUUAUCAUGGAAACAGUAGGGUGUUAUUCGAGAAUACAGUGUUAGAUACCGCCCAAGGAGGUGGGUUUGGGGUGUGGGGUGGGGGGUGCUCUUAUCACAACAAUUAAACGACUUAAUAAUCUCGUGUGUGUAACAAAAGCGAGAUUGAAUAGAAACACGUCGACUUGAGAAGCUACUUUAGAUAAAAUGGCUGAGCGUGAUGACUCGCAUUUAUAGAUUCUUCAAAGAGAGGAGGGGGUGGGGGAUAACAUGCGUUUAAAGUAAAUCUGUCCACACCCGUCCGUCAGCCCCCCCCCCUUUUUUUACGGCUGUCAACCCGAGUGGGCUGGGUUGUUUUUUUGGUUUUUUUUGUUGAUGUUUUUUAUGUAUUGUUUUUUUUUUUAAAUUAUUUUUUUUGUGUGGUUAAAUGUGGAUCAAUGUCAACCCGUGUGAGCUGGGUUGUUUUUUUGGUUUUUUUUGUUGAUGUUUUUUAUGUAUUGUUUUUUUUUUUAAAUUAUUUUUUGUGUGUGGUUAAAUGUGGAUCAAUGUAUGGAAAUAUGAGAAGCAAUGAAAUAAACGCAUAUUUCAAAGGGACAUUACUAUCCUGACUGAUCACCACCUCUGACCGAAAAACGAUGCCGCUGGGUGCCGUCCAUGGCUUGACAUGUAAAAUAGUUUUAAAUAUACAUUUGUUUUGUUUUAUUUAAUUAAUAUAUGUUAAUUUUUUUUUAUUAUGUUUGUUCAAUUGUAUGUAUAGCGUGGUGAGCCCAGCCCUAUGCAGUGCAGUGGACUCUUUUAUAUUACAGAUUCUGCACGCGAGUUUAGCACGUGGGUUCCUCAGUCGAGCGUUAUGUGAAAAUAAUCCAGUUUAUACCAGAAAUGAUUUUUUUUUCACGGUUGAUAAAAGAUUUCUCUGUUUAUGUAGGAGAAACAACAGAAGUAAUGACAGUAUAUGAAAAACUAACCGGAUUGGAAGUCUCCAAGAGUGAAGGUAAGGUUAGCUGCAUGCUACUCAGUACUGGGCUUUUAUUCUAUUUAGUACUGUAGGUUCUUUACCUACUAAAAUCCAUUCUGAGAGUAUUAAGACGAUUUUGUUCCUGGUUGUUUAAAAGUCUUACUUUGUAAAGUCCUUAAUGAAGAUCCCAGGUUUCCUUAUCGCCUGAAAUAUUUGAUUCAAACAUUGAAAGACAAACAACAGAUGGAAUCUUCACACGACUAUGUGUCCGACUAUAAUGUUAUAAACCUUUGUCUAUUCCCAGAUGCUUUUGAUCCAUUCAGCACAGUGUUAUAGAAAUAAUACAAAGAACAUUGCUUUUGCUUUCAGAAAUGACCAGAUUGAUUGAGAUGAAUAAGCAGCUGCGCUUGAAAACUCUGUGCAAAGUCUGCACAACGGAGAAGGCUUCAAUAGUCUACUUUCCCUGUGGCCAUCUUGCCUCCUGCUUAGACUGCUCAGAUGUAGGACGAGACUGUCCUUCAUGCGGCAACCCUGCCCCUGGUUUAAUCCGAGCCUUUAUAAGAUAAAAGCUGUUUUGAAAAUAGAUAUUUUAAAUUUUCUUUAUCACUGUCGGGUCUAUCAGAUAAAGAUAUAAUCAACUAUUUUAGGCAUUGCUACACUUAAAUCAAAUCUGAGUAGCUCAAAAUGCCUACAACCUAUUGUUUCAGUGAACAUUUGUUGAUGAAAGGACUUGUUACUCAAAUAUUUUUAUGAUGGCUUAAAAACAUAUCUAGCGUUUUAGUUGUACUCUUAUAGAUUUUUGUUUAAAACACUUUUUUUAUACUUACUUGCUUCUAAAAACUAAAUUUUGAUGUAUUAUUUUUUUAAAAAUCAUGCAGAUUUUCAUUAAUAAAUACUAUUAUAUAUUUUUUUAGGUUGAGAUAUUAUUUUAUCUGUUAUUAUGAGUUGUAGGGUUUUUUUUCUACAUCAAAAAAACAAAAAAAACAAAGAAUUUCAUAAUAUAUUUUUUUUUUUAAAUGUCUUUAUAACAAUACAACUCAUCAUAUAUUGAGAGCAUGUUCUUUAUGUUUUUGUUCUGAAAUAACGCACAGACCUUCCAUAUAUAUAAAAAAAAACAAUAGCGCAUAACACCGUGUGUUUAAAGGGUAAUACCUUAUAACGGAAGGCAUAUAACGCUACUAUGUACCUGCUUUUGCCAUGUCUUGCUUGUGUACAUUCCAGUGUUUCAUUAAUUAAAUAUUUACAGUCAGUGGCUAGAAUGAGCCCCCCCCCCCGGGCAGAAAUUUUUCUUUUAAUACAGAGGGGCCGCAUUUUCGGCAAACUGCAUAGUGUUUUAUUUCAUGAAAGGGGGCGUCAAAAAUCUUGCCCACCCCAACCCCCCCCCC